This is a messenger RNA of Symbiodinium sp. CCMP2592, 321 nucleotides long. The record is from the annotation of a GenBank genome assembly. Lineage: Eukaryota; Dinophyceae; Suessiales; Symbiodiniaceae.
AUGCCAGAAGGGCUUCUUGAAUCACAACAGAGGGCCAAAUCCAUCGACCCAGAAGUGUUGUUCCUCACAAACAUGGGUCGCGUCGUGGCUAAGAUCGUGUCUAGUGCCAUUGAGAACGCUGAGGACCUCACCAGAAAAUGGAUUGAUAACAACAGCCGAUCCUUCUCACUCGUGAUCCACAUUGGUCCCCUGCGGAGAAUCCUCCUCCAACCGAUGAAGUGGUCGAGAAUGAUGAUUAUGAGACAGUCCAGGUGGAUGAGUAGGAUGCGACUUUUCGUAUCCCAAAUGAUCUAUGUUUUGCAGCUUUCCAAAAAUGAGUGA